This is a messenger RNA of Danio aesculapii, 2111 nucleotides long. RefSeq names its product kelch-like family member 7 (gene klhl7). Gene Ontology annotation, molecular function: protein binding. Lineage: Eukaryota; Metazoa; Chordata; Actinopteri; Cypriniformes; Danionidae. Gene Ontology annotation, cellular component: Cul3-RING ubiquitin ligase complex. The transcript is spliced from 11 exons. Bases 82 to 1905 code for a protein of 607 amino acids. Gene Ontology annotation, biological process: protein ubiquitination. The record is from RefSeq and is a predicted model, not a curated record.
UCUCUCAUACGCAGAGCUGCAGACACAAAAGCCCCUUGCAUUCAUUAACCAAACGUUUUAAUCCCAAAUACACAAUAAAGCAUGAUGAACAUGGCCUCGACAUCAUGCGAGAAGGCUUUAGGACCCAAAAAGAAGAGCGAGAAGAAGAUCGCGUCCAAAGAGGAGUACAGACUACUGUCCAAUAUCAUGGGAGUGAUGAAUAACUUGAGGAAACAGGGAAUCCUCUGUGAUGUUAUUCUUGUGGUGGAGGGAAAACACAUCCUGGCACACAGAGUGGUGCUGUCGGCUGCCAGCCACUUCUUCAGCCUCAUGUUCACAUCCAGUAUGAUGGAGGCCUCCAAUCAUGAGGUGGAACUGGGUGGAGCGGAACCAGAGAUCAUUGAGCUGCUGGUGGAAUUCAUCUACACGGCACGAAUCUCGGUGAACAGUAAUAAUGUCCAGUCUUUGCUGAAUGCUGCUAACCAGUAUCAGAUCGAACCGGUCAAGAAGAUGUGUGUGGAUUUCCUGAAGGAUCAGGUGGACGCCACCAACUGUCUGGGCAUCAGUGCGCUGGCCGAGUGUCUGAACUGUCCAGAGCUGAAAGUGGCGGCGGAUGAUUUCAUCCACCAGCACUUCACCGACGUCUACAAGAUGGAUGAGUUUCUGCAGCUGGAUGUCAAACAGGUCACACACCUUCUGCAGCAGGACACGCUGACCGUCAGGGCUGAGGACCAGAUAUAUGAUGCAGCGGUGCGGUGGCUCAAGUAUGACGUGUUGAAUCGACAGCACUACAUCGUAGACAUUCUGGGAAAGGUUCGAUUCCCGCUCGUCUCCAAAAACUUCCUCAGUAAAACCGUCCAAGCCGAGCCGCUGAUCCAGGACAACCCAGAGUGCCUGAAAAUGGUCAUCUGUGGGAUGCGCUAUCAUCUUCUGUCUCCAGAGGACCGCGAGGAGCUCGGUGAGAGCAGUCGACCACGGCGGAAGAAACACGACUAUCGAAUCGCUCUGUUUGGAGGAUCACAGCCACAGUCCUGCCGAUACUUCAACCCCAAGGACUACAGCUGGACUGAUAUCCGCUGUCCGUUUGAGAAGCGUCGGGACGCAGCAUCUGUGUUCUGGGAUAAUGUGGUUUAUAUUCUGGGCGGCUCUCAGCUCUUCCCCAUCAAACGCAUGGACUGCUAUAACGUGGUGAAGGACAGCUGGUACUCCAAACUCGGACCCCCAAAUCCUCGCGACAGCCUGGCCGCCUGUGCAUCCAAAGGCAAGAUCUACACCUCUGGAGGAUCCGAAGUGGGAAGCUCAGCUCUGAAUCUGUUCGAGUGUUACGACACGCGCACUGAGGCCUGGCAGACGAAGCCUAACAUGCUGAUGCCGCGCUGCAGCCACGGCUCGGUGGAGGCUAGCGGGCUAAUCUACGUGUGCGGAGGCAGUCUGGGUAAUAAUGUGUCUGGAAGAGUCCUGAACGACUGCGAGGUUUACGACCCCAACACUGAAGAAUGGAGGGUUCUGUGUGGGAUGCGAGAGGCUCGUAAGAAUCACGGUCUGGUGGUUGUAAACUCAAGAAUAUACGCCGUCGGCGGACAGAACACACUGGGCGGUCUGGACUCUGUUGAAUACUACGAGAUCGGCAGUAACGAGUGGAAGAUGGCGUCUCCGAUGCCGUGGCGUGGCGUGACCGUGAAGUGUGCGGCCGUGGGCUCCGUUAUUUACGUUCUGGCUGGAUUUCAGGGCGUGGGGCGUCUAGGUCACAUCAUGGAGUAUUACACCGACACUGACAAAUGGGUGGUGUCCAGUAAAGUCCGAGCGUUUCCCGUCACCAGCUGCCUGAUCUGUCUGGUGGACACAUGUGGCGCUAAUGAAGAGGACAUGAGCUUCACAUCUUCAUCUUCAUCAUCGUCAGCGUCAUUAGUGGAUGGACGAAUGUAGAGUCGCCAUUCAGACCAUGUACAAACACUGGAAACGUAAUGAGUCUGGAGAAGAUGAUGGGGAUUUUAAUAUUUCACAAUUCAGACUUUUUUAAUCGCUGUUCUGAGGAAAAACGUCAGCAAUUUGCAAUUUUUUGUUCAUCUCACAAUUAGCAGUACUUUAAUUGCGAGAUUUAAAUAGACUUCGGAGAAAUAAGUAUAACUCUA